Messenger RNA from Beauveria bassiana ARSEF 2860, 786 nucleotides. RefSeq lists its product as uncharacterized. The transcript has a single exon. Lineage: Eukaryota; Fungi; Ascomycota; Sordariomycetes; Hypocreales; Cordycipitaceae. Bases 1 to 786 code for a protein of 261 amino acids. The record is from RefSeq and is a predicted model, not a curated record.
AUGGUCGACAGCGCGCAUCGCCAUAUUCAAUUAUGCUGUCACCUCAAAGACGGGACCGAUGUCUGGCUACGGGAGUCGACUGUUCAGAAGGCCUCCAAUGCAGCUGUCUGCACGUACUGGGGGUGCGGCCCUGGAGAGGAAUGGAAGCGUCCUGGGACGGAGAGCGUGCUUGACAGCAUCUCGCCAGAGCCUCUCAAGAUCAUGGCCUACCGUAAGAAUGCUGCAGAGGUUCGCCUACAGAUGGUAGGCUCUCCUGCAUCUCAAAAGCAAUGGAUGUCUGUUGAGGACGUCAAGGCUCAAUGGCCCACUUUCUACGAGGAAAAUUGCGCUCAUGCGCCGUCGUCGCCGUCGGCACAAACGACGAUGCACAUCCAGGGACCAGGCUCGGAGGAACGCGAUCUGCAGACAAUCGUCGGCCAUCGCCUGCAGGAGGACGAUGAGGGUGGCGGUUCUCAGUUCCAGCUAUCCUGCCAAUGGGACUCGGGUCCCGAGACGUGGGAAGAUGAAGUAAAAAUCCAGAGUGCUUGGAACGCCGCCGUUCUGACAUACUGGAACAGCGAGCCAGGGCUCCGCACUUCGCAGGCUGAGGGCAAGGUUCCGCAUCGAUAUCUGCGCAUACAGUCACAUGACGAGCCGAAUCGCACAAUGGAGGUGCAGUGGUUGGGCUACUCUGCAUGCGCGGAUGAAACCUCCUGGGAAAGCUUCUCCAAAGUCAAAGAGAAAUGGUCCUCUGCAUUCGAAAGCUAUGUCAAAUUACACUCCCUAGAGUCACUCCUCCACUCAUAG